Molecule: messenger RNA, 840 nt
Organism: Lactuca sativa (garden lettuce)
Lineage: Eukaryota; Viridiplantae; Streptophyta; Magnoliopsida; Asterales; Asteraceae
Source: RefSeq, a predicted model, not a curated record
AUGGCAAACAAAAAGCGGGUUAGGUUACCCACUAGAAAAGUUAUUUUAGAAAGACAAGCUGUACGGGAAGAGAUGCUACACAAUCUUUUAGAAGGUGGUCAAUGUCGUGACCUUAUUCGUAUGAGUGAAAACGCUUUUAGGAGAUUGUGUGAAAUCUUACAAACUCAACUUACAGGUGAUGUUGUCCCGAGAGAAAUUCAAGAAAGUAGGAGAUUUUAUCCUUUUUUCAAGGAUUGUAUAGGGGCAAUAGAUGGAACACAUGUUCGUGUCCAUGUGCCUAAUAGAGAUGCCCCUAGAUACCGUGGUCGUAAGGGAUACCCGACAAUAAAUGUAUUAGCUACUUGUACAUUUGAUUUGAAGUUUACGUAUGUGUUAACGGGUUGGGAGGGUACUGCAUCAGACUCGAGAAUAAUAAAGAACGCAUUUACUAGAAAUGAUAAACUACUAAUUCCAUCAGGUAAAUACUAUUUAGUAGAUGGGGGUUUGCCUCAUACGAAUAAACUAAUGGCGCCAUAUAGAGGUGUUAGAUAUCAUUUAAAAGAGUACUCCAUGCGUGGUCCACAAAAUUCUAAAGAGUUUUUUAAUCUUCGUCAUGCUUCCUUACGUAACACCAUUGAGCGAGCUUUUGGUGUCCUUAAAAGAAUGUUUCCUAUCAUUCGAAAUGAAGACCGCGACAUAAAUCUUGAAGAUGAGGUGAUGCAAGAGAUCUUAAACGGACCACAAGAGCAAGAUCGUCGUAAUUCAAUAGAAAUAGAUGAGGGUAAUAGAAUGGCAGAGCAACUAAGGAAUUCAAUUGCAUAUGAAAUGUGGGCAAAUUAUUUGACACAUUCAAACAAUUAA